Messenger RNA from Suillus bovinus, 630 nucleotides. RefSeq lists its product as uncharacterized. NCBI's taxonomy places the organism in Eukaryota, Fungi, Basidiomycota, Agaricomycetes, Boletales, Suillaceae. Bases 1 to 630 code for a protein of 209 amino acids. The record is from RefSeq and is a predicted model, not a curated record. The transcript has 4 exons.
AUGUCAGAAUUCAAUCACAAUAGCGAAGACAAACCUGUCGUGCAUCCUCGUCCCAUACGCAGAACCAAACCCACGGCUGCCCUCCUCCAACACUUCGAGAAGGCCGCCCUUCCAUCUCAAACCAAAGCCAUCAACGAAUUCCAUGCUACCGAGGCAGCCAAGCGUGCUUGGAGGUUUCUGCCCAACCCAAGCCCGUGCCUCCCCCACCCUCAGCUAUUCCCUCGUCAAACAAGCGCAUGCAUCCUGAUGAUGCCUUCAAAGACGAUUCUCGGCGACGACCGCGAGAACGCUCUUCCAAAAGCCGCAGCCUGGUUGGGCCCAAGCCCUGACUUUGGGCCGGCUUGGGCUCACGGCCUAGGCUCAGAAUUUCGUGAGCCUGAGCCCCUCGAAGCCAAGCCCAAGCUGGGCUGGAACAUCGCUAGUCAGACUAGACUGAAUCUCGGAUCGGGACAGUCUCUCGAGGCUCGGAGUAAGGUUAUAGCAAGGGACAUCUACGGUAAUUGUAAGUGUAUCAGAGGUCGAACAUGGCCUGGUCGGCGCCAAGCCUGCGUGCCCCAGGGCCUCACGAUAACAAAAUGCAAUUGUCUGCACCGUUACAGCGCCACUCCGCGUGAAGAACGCCAUACAUAG